AUGGCCAGUUUAGAGUCAUCUCCAACAGUCCAGCUUCUCCAAAGACGUCAAGCGUCAAGAGUUGGGAGAAAGGCCGACCCACUACCCCAGAAAGAGGCAGAGCGGUCAGUGACUCGAGAUCCUCUCACCGCUCUACCAUCUCCAACGAGAGACGCGACAGCGUGGCCGGGGCUUCGAAAUCUACCCAAGACAGCCAAAGAAAUAGAAGCCAGCGAAGACAUAGUCAGACAGAAUCUCACUCAGCCCAAUAUGUUAUACCAAACGAUACUCGGGAUCAGAGAUCACGACAAUCACGAGAUCUGCGCACAGAACACGAAUCAAGACACCACGAAUAUGUACGAGGUCAAGGAGACAUGUGCAUCCAUAAACACCAUCAUCACUACUGGGUGCGUCCGGACACCAUCGAUAUUUUCCCAGAAAAGGGGAUGGCAAAUCCAAGAGAGUCUGCACCACAAGCGCAGAGUCAAUCGGGUAGUCCGCAACCUGCAACACUUCGGGACAACGCCAAGCAGUUCGGAUAUCUCCCAGACAAAUCGUGGGCCGAGUACAUUGCCGAAACCGGGGUCUCUGGACGAGAUUCCAGUGGCCAAUACUGUAUUGGAGAACCCUCAGGUGCCUUCGAGGCAAGACCUGCAGACACAAAUGUGCAACAAUACAGAGUCGCAAGCAGGAAUGUCGGUAACACAGCACCGAUGCAGCAGUUUGUCAACAUCCACCUACACAGAAGACGGCAAGGUUGUCGAAAUGGAGGAGACGGAACAGGACAUUCUUCUGGAAGGCAGUGCCCAACUGGGCAGCGGAUGUCUUCUGUCGGGAAUGGAUCACACAGGACACAGCGAACAAGCGAUGAAACUUGGUGCGCAGAUAUCAGACAGUCUUCAAAGGCACCAAGACGCCGAAGACGACACCGCAGAUCUUUCCAGCAAUAAACACUGUCAGGGUCAAGAGGGAGGGUUGUGGGAUGCCAUCAAAGAGUUUUUGUGUACGAUCAUCGAGUACAGCACGUGGCUUUUGGGGUUGUACUUCGAUACUGUAAGGCCCGUGUUCGAUACUAGAUCCUCGUAUUGGAGUUGCACCAACCGAGAGGACCGCGGCUGGAUGAACUUGCCCGGUAGACAUGCGGGAAGAUACCGGCGACCGGUGCCGGCGAGGCCAGGCAGGGUUCAAUGGCGGGGCGGUAUUCAGUGUUCCAGCCCAUCCCGCAAACCGGGGGAGAGGCUUGCGCCGAUGGCGGAUGCGGAGGUUGAUAAAAAUAGACGAGUAGACGAUUAG
Molecule: messenger RNA, 1272 nt
Organism: Fusarium graminearum PH-1
Lineage: Eukaryota; Fungi; Ascomycota; Sordariomycetes; Hypocreales; Nectriaceae
Exons: 2
Coding region: 1-1272 (423 amino acids)
Source: RefSeq, a predicted model, not a curated record